GCCACAAACAAUAUUAAAAAAGUGUUAAAUAUAUCAUGUUUAGAGCAUCUUGUAAUAUAUUGAAAUGCCGCAAUUUAUUACCAAAAAUACAGAAAAGAUAUAAUAAUAGCGGAAGUAAUGAUGUAGAAGUAUUUAUAAAUGGAAAAUCUGUUUUUGUUCCUAAAUAUUUCACAGUACUUCAAGCCUUACGUCGUGAACGUGUCACGUUACCUACUUUCUGCUACCACGAAAGACUUUCUAUCGCUGGAAAUUGUCGAAUGUGUCUCGUUGAGAUUGAGGGCUUGAUAAAGCCUCAAGUAGCUUGUGCCACACCAGUAGCUAAAGGUAUGAAUAUAAGAUCUAAUUCGAAGGCAACCCUAGUGGCACAAGAAGGUGUUUUAGAAUUUAUUUUAAUUAAUCAUCCACUAGAUUGUCCGAUAUGUGAUCAAGGAGGCGAAUGCGACCUUCAAGAUUUAUCAAUGAAGUUUGGCAAUGAUCGUUCCAGGUUUACAGAUAUUCAUUUUCAAGGUAAACGGGCGGUAGAAGAUAAGAAUUUAGGGCCACUUAUACGUACCGAGAUGACUCGCUGUAUUCAUUGCACUAGAUGCAUAAGAUUCGCUUCUCAAAUCUGCGGCUUAGAUGUUUUAGGCACCACAGGUCGUGGCACAGAUAUGCUUGUCGGAACUUAUGUUGAUAAAAUAUUUCUGUCUGAACUAUCAGGGAACAUCAUUGAUUUAUGCCCUGUCGGUGCACUAACAGCCAUCCCUUAUAUGUUUAAAGCUCGUCCUUGGGAGGUUAGAACAACAAAUUCUAUUGAUGUCACUGACGCGACAGGUACUAACAUCGUAUUGAAUUAUCGAUUUAAUCGUUUACUUAGAGUUUUGCCGAGAGAGCACGAUGAAAUAAAUCAAGAGUGGCUUUCUGAUAAGGGGAGAUGGGCUAUAGAUUCACUUGAAAUGCAAAGAUUAGUAACGCCAAUGUACAGAUCUCAAGGCUGUUUAUGCGAAACUGAAUGGCAUUGUGCUUUGAAAUUAGCUGGAGAUUUAAUAAGAUGUACUUGUCCUGACAAUGUGAUGGCCAUAGCGGGACCACACUGUAAUGUAGAAACUCUUGUAGCAGCUAAAGAUCUACUUAAUACUCUUGGAUCAGAACACAUUUAUGUAGAGCGUGGAUUGUAUUACUCUAUAGCAGGAAUAGAUUUACGUGCUGGAUACUCGUUAAAUGUAAACAUGCGGGAUGUUGCUCUAGCAGAUAAAAUCUUACUUGUGGGCACAAAUCCGCGUUUUGAAGCACCCGUAUUGAAUGCAAGAAUUCGUCAAGCUUACAUGUUUAAUGAAUGCGAUAUUUAUGUCGUUGGUCCAAAAUGCGACUACAACUAUUACGUGAAUUACUUAGGCGAUAAUGUCGAAGCGUUAGCUAAAGCUGGUCAGGCUAUGCAAGGUGCUAAGAGACCUCUUAUAUUUGUAGGAGUGUCUCAAUUAGAAACUGCGAUUGCACCUGAAAUAAUGAGUAUCUUAACCAAAUUAGCGCCUUUUUCUAAAUCAAACAAUUGGCAAGUGUUAAAUAUUAUAACAAGAGAGGCGAGUUUCAGUGGCGCUCUAGAGGCUGGUUGGAAACCAGGUGCGCUCGAAGCCGUCCAGAAAUGCUCACCAAAUGUAUUGAUAUCUUUGGGGGCAGAUGAGAUAUUUUAUGACUGGACACCACCCACAAAUUGUAGAGUAAUUUAUAUAGGAUUUCAGGGAGACCGUGGCGCGGAAAAUGCAGCCGUCGUUUUACCCGGUAGUGCUUACACGGAAUCUGGGGGACUUUAUUUAAACAUGGAAGGUCGAUCUCAGUACGCUAUGCCGGCUAUAACACCACCGGGAAUGGCACGCCACGACUGGAAGAUAAUUCGCGCCUUAGCAGAAUAUAGUGGCGUUUGUUUAAGUUAUAAUGAUCAUAGUUCAUUGUGCCUUAGACUAUCGCAAAUAAGUCCCAAUUUCGUUAAUUUGGGCCAAUAUCAACAAAAACUUUUUUAUGAUUUAUUAGUUCCUUUAAUAUAUUCAAGUAGUGAUAAUAAAAGUAGUCCUUUGAACGUGGAUAUGAAAACUUUGAAAGAAUAUUAUUGUUCCGACGUGUUCACCUAUAAUUCACCUACGAUGAUAAAGGCACAGAAAGCUGCAGGGGAGUUGGCUGCGUGCUCCUAUGCUAGUGUUUAGCAGCUUACAUGCUAUAUUCAUUAUUUGUUCUAUUGUUGAAAUAAAUAUACUUAUUGCGUGUUUUUUUUUAAAUAUUUGACGUCAUAAAAAUAUAUUCUUAAUUUCACUAAUACGUUGUCAAUAUCAGUGUUGUUUUAUUCAAAGCCUGUCAGAAUUGCUCAUAUGACAAAAUAUUAAUAACUAGCAACUCGUCCCGGUUAUGUCUGUUUUUUUUUAACAAAAUAUAGUCAGUUUUACUCGCUGAUAAUAUAGCUUCUAAUUAGUGAAUUUUUUUAAAAUCAAAUUAGUGGUUUUUGAGUUUAUUUAUUACAAACAUACAAAAAAAUCUUUCC
Galleria mellonella (greater wax moth) is the source of this 2509-nucleotide messenger RNA. RefSeq names its product NADH-ubiquinone oxidoreductase 75 kDa subunit, mitochondrial-like. The coding region runs from base 36 to 2177 and encodes 713 amino acids. The record is from RefSeq and is a predicted model, not a curated record. Gene Ontology annotation, molecular function: NADH dehydrogenase (ubiquinone) activity; iron-sulfur cluster binding. Gene Ontology annotation, biological process: ATP synthesis coupled electron transport. The transcript has a single exon. Lineage: Eukaryota; Metazoa; Arthropoda; Insecta; Lepidoptera; Pyralidae. Gene Ontology annotation, cellular component: membrane.